Messenger RNA from Nymphalis io (European peacock), 9674 nucleotides. RefSeq names its product GIGYF family protein Gyf (gene Gyf). The coding region runs from base 114 to 4679 and encodes 1521 amino acids. The record is from RefSeq and is a predicted model, not a curated record. Gene Ontology annotation, molecular function: protein binding. NCBI's taxonomy places the organism in Eukaryota, Metazoa, Arthropoda, Insecta, Lepidoptera, Nymphalidae. The transcript has 28 exons.
UGCCGUCGUGCGUGGUGCGUGUGUCUAUUAUUGAAUCACUUCUCAACAUCUUGGUUGCUGCCGCGACAGUUAUCCUUAACCCUACCAAUUUCGAGAAGAAAAAAAAAAAAACAAUGGGAGACCGCAACAAUCCCAUUAAGUUUGGUCCGGAGUGGCUACGCAACCUUGCACGUGAGCGGAGCGCAGGGAGGACGAACACACCUCAGAACAACUCCAGACCCGGAAAUUCUCAGAGCACCAGACCCAGCGGGUCCCAGGGACCUGGUGGGUCAAACUCUAAUCCAGCAGGGACCGUUGGAGCCGCGGGUCCACCGACGUCAGUUAGUCCCCCGAACGCUGGAGCCACAGCAUCAGGCGGAACUUCAACACCACCUCCAGGGACCUCAACCGGAGCAAUCACACGAAAUACAAAUAACAAUCCAGUACCAAAAGUGCAGCUAGCUAAGAUGAGAUACGGCAGAGAAGAGAUGCUGGCUCUAUACGAUAGAUCCUCCGAGGCGCCGGACGAACUGAAAUAUUUCGAAAUGAUAUACGCGGCGCGGGGGAAACCACCGGUCGCACUGAACACCUUCGAGGAGGAGACGCCUGUACCUCAGCUGCAGCGGGGUGGGCCGCCUAUCGGAGCGAUGCCAACAGAACGCUUCGGCUUAGGACGGGGUGCGGGCCGGGGCGCUAUCGCGAGCGAGCCUCGGGGGAAGUCCCGCAUGCCGUUCGUCCGUCAUCCAUCAUCGGGGCCAACAUCUGGAAGGGGUUCUGCAUCACUCCACACGGGUAAUGCCAGGACCCCUGGGUUCAGUGGACCCGAGGAAGAAGCGGCCCCGGGCCGGCCGUGGACAGGAAAUAAUGGAGUUGGUGCUCCGAAUAGGGCUGAUCAGAGUGAAUGGGGACAGAAUAAAACGUAUCGAAGCCCAUCGCAGUCCUCUGCUGGACAUAGGCAACUUCAAAGUCGCGCCAAAGAUCCUGGAUCACCGCCGUCAGCACCUAAUCGGGCGUCGGCGACUACAUCAAGUCACCGGUCUACCUGGCUGGAGGGCGCCUUAUGGCGACAUCCCAGUAACACAAAUUGGCGACAAACAUCACGCGACGAAGGAGGAGACGAGUGGCGACACCAAGAAAAUCCUCGAAAUCGGUCUAACGUAGACAAAUGGGAUCGAGAUUGGAGUGAAAGACCUGCUCAGGACAGACCGCAGUCUUGGAACUCGGGCCGUCGGACGUGGAUGGGCGAUCAGAACAACGAGGACAAUUUACCGGAAUGGGCCGUUGAUAGUGCUGAAGCGGGAGCGGGAACAUUCGACUCCACCGGCGCUUUUCACGGUUACAGCAAUGACGAUUCAAAUAUACCGAAGACCCAAGAAACGACUUAUCCUUUGACUCGUUCGCACACGCACGGCAGUUUCGCAAGAUCAAAAACUGUAGAGGAAGGUUCAGAUGAGUGGUGGGCUUCAGAAAAAGCAAAAAAAUUGUCUCCGAAAAGAUUUGAUGCAGGCGAAGCCAAGUAUAAGAAGUCUACAAGCACGGGGUCGAAUGAAGCCUCAGCGAGCUCAAGCUCAAACCAAGGGAAUAUGAAUAUUGAUGACCUGCAAGAAAUACCAGAGAAGUUAGAAAAACCUCGCAAUGAUGGCGAAACCAAAACCAAUAACAACGAAGAAAAAAAAGAAAAUAUGAUGAGGCAAAAGUUCUCAGAGAGCAAGACAUUCGAUGCGCUAAUGAGAUCUGAGAUUGACUUCGCGGAGGGGAGCGAUGAUAUGAGUAAUUUUCAGUCGGUUAUGAUCACACCGAACAACAGUCUCCGUCAGAAACACCAGAACAUCGUCACAUCAGGCGCCGAUCCUUCGAUUAUGCAGGCGUCCAGCUCGGGCCUGCUUCACAUGCUGCAUGGCAUUCCGAUGAGCGCUAAGACCACCGAGAAUGAAGCCACCCAGACUUCCGAGGAUAAAAUAGUCGAACAACUGAUUGAUCUGACGCUGGACCAGCCAACCAUGCCACCUAAUUUGCAAGCUAACACUACUAAUACGAUGUUGAUCCAUCCUAUCCCCAACGCUAAUCCUGGUCUUCAACUACGCAUUCCAAAUCCUGCAAUGCAAUCUCAUCCUUUAUCAUUGAACACAGCUUCAUUACCGACUUCAGGCAUGCAGGCUCCAAACAUACAAAAUGUUGGCAUACAAAAUUCAGCCUUGAAUUCUUCUCUAGGGCUUCCUAUCGGUCCGCCCGGGAACAAUGGUAUGGUGUUGCCCAUGCCGCUUCAGCCGGUUAUGCAAAAUACGCAAAUAAGUGCUAUUAAUACAGGCAUACAGUCCAGAACAGUGAUGGGUAGCUUCCAGCCCAACAACGGUAUACCCGUAAUACCCGCUCCCAAUGUCGCCAAUAAUACUCUAUUCAUGGCCCAGAACAACGCACCGCACACGAUGCCAUCGUCGAACGAUUUGGCGAUGUCCAAUCACGGCGCCCAGAACAAUAUGUUCCCCAUUCACGGGAUACAGCACACGACCUCUCAAAGUUACGGCUCCUUAUACGGCAAUAUAAUGCAGAACUCGACGGCUCAAGGCACUCCCAACGCGCAGAACCUCGCCGACCAGUGGUAUUACGAAGAUCCGGAAAAAAUCAUCCAGGGACCGUUCUCCUCCAAAGACAUGUACAACUGGUACCGAGCUGGCUUCUUCAGCCCGAGCCUGAUGGUGCGUCGUGCUUACGAGCCCCACAUGCGCCCGCUCGGCUCAUACGGUCCGGUACCUUUUGCACAAAUGGAUGUUCUAUCUCCAUUCCCCAUGUCUGGGUUUGAAUCUCGGCCCCAAGGAUACGAUAUGCUUAACCAACAAGCGGCCCUCGGAAUCGAAGAUUCGCUGUGGGGCCAGCCGGGACCGACACAGGAUCUGAUGUGGAUGCAGCAGACCAUUAAUGCCAGAAACGAUAGCGGAGUUAAUAAUUUGCCCAUGUUUUUCUGGGAUCCACAGCCAUCCUCUGCCAUAUCGUCCAACUCGUUACUGCCAAAGGAGAUUGCUAAGGAAAUGAAAACUGAGGAUCAAAUUCUAGCUCAACUCAGGGCUUCGCAAAACUUGCCUACCCCUUCGUCGGCGCCUUUCUUGACCGACAUUACCGCUGCCACGACUUCUGCGUCUUUGACUAUGAACACAACUAACGAUGGGUUUUCAACUGUAAUCGCUGCUCCUGAACUGGAAAAAUUGCAAAUUUUGCUGCAGACUGACAUCAUCACAGCACCCCUUGCCCCUACCAGUGAGGUGAAAGACACCGAAGAUCUUGAGGUUACUGCGACUAAACCAACUAAAGCUGAAGCUACCUCUGAACCGCCAGCGAAGUCGUCGCCGGCCAAAACUUCAUCGGAGAAAUCAAAACAAACUAAAAAUGACACAGAAAAAUCUGUAAAAGCUAAAGACGGUACCAAAACUAAGAAUAAAAAGAACAAAGAGGAAAAGAAAGAAGAUAAUGACGCAAAGAACAAAGACGAGGAAAGCAAGUCUGAGAAAACAUCAUCUGAGUCUUCACCGGUAAAGAGCAAGAAAGAAGAGAAGCAAAGCAAAAAAGAUCUAGAAAAGGAGAAGAAGGAAUGGAUUAAAGAAGGCUUCACAAUCGUUAAAGCUCCCGAGAAGAGCAACAAUAAGGAAUCCAAGAAGAAAGCAGAAGAGAACAAAGCGGUCGAGGAAGUCGAAAAGAAAAAGAAAGAAGAAGAGAAGGUGAUGGUCAUCGUUAAAGAAGAAGAAAGAGGGAAGAUGACGGAAUUAACAAAGAAACAACAGCGACAUAUACUUGAUUCACUCUCGAAGAAAGCUCCGUGGUCCGCAACGCCGGCGGCGACCACGAAGGAAGGGAUCAAUCUCGCCGAGAUACAGCGCCUCGAGAGGGAGAAGAAACUGGAGCAGAUAAAGGAGCAGCAACACAUGAUGCAGCUGCUUGCACAGCAGCAGGCAGAGGCGCUGGCAAGAGAACAAGUCAUAAAUGAUUCGCAGGCGAAUCUACCCUGGAGUAAGAAGAAGCCGAGCAACAGCGGCUCCGGGCAGAGUCUAGCUGAGAUACAGGCGGAAACGAGACGGCAAUCGGCCGCAGCACAGGCGGCUGCUGCAGCUCAAGCCAUUGAGGAGGCCCAAGCGCUGCCACUGCCGCCGCCCAUUCACGUGCCGUGGGGGAACUCGCAAAAUGGGGCAGGUGGAUUCUGGGACACUCAACCUAACUCGUCGAAGACGGAGAAGCCUCAGGAAUUAAAGCCGGAGAAGAAGAAGAAGGUUGUGGUCUACGCUCCCAAGAAGGAGACCUCCCCGGUGGCCGAGUUCGAGGCCUGGUGCGGCAAUGUGCUGACAUCGUGGAGCUCCAAGAUUGAUGUGCCGACGUUUGUGGGCUUCCUCAAGGACAUAGAGUCUCCGUACGAGGUGAAGGACUACGUCAAGUGCUAUCUCGGCGAGUCGAAGGACGCUAAUGAUUUCGCUCGACAGUUUCUCGAGAGAAGGUCUAAGCUGCUUCGCGUGGGGAUGGUGACGCCGUCGGAUGACCUUUGCUCCCCAGCCAUGGCGGUUAAUCCGCGAGUUUCGAUCUCCGACUACCAGGAGGUGAAGGGCAAAGGGAAGAAGUCGAAAAAGAAUAAAAUGCUCAAAGUCGACGCUCGUAUCCUCGGCUUCUCCGUGACCGCCGCUGAGGAUCGGAUCAACGUCGGCGACAUCGACACCGUAUGAGAUGAUGACUAAAUUAUCUACUCGCCAUGUGAUAUCACCCGGAGGUAUUUAAACAAUGCACUAUAAAGUUAAUUACGGUCUCACAACGCCCGGUGGUAUCCACCAGGGCCUUGAUACCGUACACGCAGACAUUUUUAUAUAAGAAAUCUUUUUCGUCGUCAAUUCGGUAAAAACUACCUUCGGAUUUAGGUCUCUGUCCGUAUACAGCUGAGAACAAACGUCUCGCUAUCUCGCCCACGAUUUGUCUUUGAUACGUACUUGUGUGACGUAUGUGUCCGGGCCUUCUGACGCGUGUUCUCAGCAAGCCAAGUGCACGCCGUUAGACGUAUCGUAUAAUACAUGCAACCUAGUAUUGUAUCCCAGUCGUUUGUAACGGUUGAUCUUAUGCAAUUAUGUAACUAAUGUACUUUAAAUAUAAAGUUCAAUUCGCUCUGAACUUGAUCGCGGUUCAAAAUUGCCAUCGUAUUCGUUAUAUAAUAUAAAUGUCUCGCAACAAAAGCUAGUUGUGCUAUGUGAAACAAUUUAAAUCUUAUUCAUGUACAUGAACUUUUUAAAUGUAAUCCGUAGUUUUAAUUGAUGUCCGUGAAUUGAAUUCCCGUGCAAUGUACUGCAUAAAUAUAUAAAUAAAUAAUUAAUUAUGAAUUUAUUUUAUACAAUAUCGCAUUUUUUUAACUGAUGAAUACAAUUUUAUAUUUUAUUUCUUACAGAUAAAAUUUUUAUUUCAAAUAUGUAACUUAUCACAAAUGUUUAUUUCAAUAUUAACUAAACGGUUAAGAAUAUAUUUUAAUACUGUCAAUAUGUCUGUAUUGAAGGCUCGUUGCCCGACGAGUAGCGCAACACGCUACGCAUGUUUGCUAUUUCGGUUAAAAUCAUACGUAUAAAUAUAACAAAAGCAUCGCUCAUAUUGUAACAUGCUACUAAAAUAUUAAUAAAAAUCAUAACGUCGUCUAUCAUUAAUGAAACUAAAUUGUCAAGUGGACAACAAACAAUUCUUAUCGCGGAAUACUGCGCACGCGCAUCUAGCGCACCGACGUGCAAGGAGUCUUAAACACAGCUAUAGUUAGUUAUGUUCUUAAUCGUCAGUAAAUGUUGUGAACGUAUAUUAUAAUGUGUGCAAUUUUAUAAUGCAAUUUAUUUAUAUGUAAUCGAUAAAAUAAAUUUACUAUUAUAAUAAUGCAUGACAGAAUUAAUUAACAAUGUACACGUAAUGAUUUCGUCCUUCCUAGUGUAUUAAUUGUCGUUUGUAUAGAGCUGCGAGUGAUCUCUAAACGUCGACUGUAUCGGACAUGUUCUUGUGAUCGUAACGAAUUUAUUUAUAUAAGGUUUUUGUAUAAAUUCGUCUUCACUUAAAAAUAAUUAAAUCUAAACAAAACUUUACAAUGUUCUCGAUUUUAUUGAUCGAUUUAUGAAAUAAAAUUUAAAUAAUAAAAUUAAUGUUUGGUCAUCAUUAAAAACGACAAAACAUAUUUUUUAUAUGUUUGAUUCAACGUUUACAAUAUUCGUCUCUAAUUUUUAAUUAAAAUACUAAUUAUUAUUAACAGCUAAAUGAUGCACAAGUGUCGUAUUGGAGACGUUUAGAGAUGUUUAAUAUAGAUAGAUUUAUCCGUACGCCCCCGCACUACACGUAAUUUCUUAUCGUAAUACGUAUCGACUGUUAUAUCCUGCAUAAACGUACUCGUGUCUUGAAGCUUCACUUUAAACACUUAUUUCAAUUUAUUGAUAAAACAAUAAGUAAUGUUUUAAUGUCAAUGGUAUCGAUUCGGUCUUUCUUUUAACGUUAAUAUAUUAAGGACACAUUCGUACUCGCCAAUGAAUAUUGCACAUCGACCAUUGAAAAGAGACAAUCGGCUACUCUCGGCUUCGUAGAGCGUUAUCUCCGUCGCACGAAACGCUAACAUUGCGGUAUCUAUUAGGAGUUGUUAAAACAAUUAUGAGUUUCUGUGUAAUUUAAUAAAAUACAUCAAUAGUUUCUAUAAGUGCUGUCUUUCGAUUAUGGAAAAAAUUGAAUAAAAUGAUCAUUUUUGUACCAUGUUGAUGAAUUUUUAUAAGUUACAUAUGUCGUAUACAAAACAUUUUUUAAAUUUGACGCAACCGCUCUCUACCGCAGUUGAUCAAUGAAAUGUCACAGAGGUAGUGUGCGACUCGGAUAAGGCUUUACGAAGGCGAUUGUCUUUUUUCGAAGUUCGAAGUGCAGUACUUAUUGACCGCGACUGUACCGCAUUCCGACAGCUUGCUGUAGUAAGCCAACGUUAUCGUGGACAUAAUUUGUAUGUUUUCGUAUGUUUCUGUAUUUAACUCGUCGAAUAAGUGUUUCCGGUGGCGCGGAGUACGAUUUUUUCGGUCGAUACUUUAAUAAUGUUAGCGUGAGGGCCUUUAAUCUCAAGUCAAUUGUAUGCAAUUAAUUUCCGACACUGAAUGUAUAAUGAAUAAUGCCGAUGAAUAAUUUCAUUACCGUUUCUGUAAUUAAUUAAUGAUAAUAAUUAUUAUUGUUUUAAUGUAUAAGUCGAUUUUUGUAUUUUAUGUGUAUGUGUUAAAUCGUAACUCGUUUGUUAUCUGUAACCGUUUGUGCACACACACCGCGCUUCAUUUCCCGAGCGUGCUUAGUGAAUCGGUAUACAUGGUGUUUUAUAUCGUAGUGAGUGUAUCGAGUCACUGGUUGACUGUCGCAAUAUUAAUGUUAAGCUAAGUGCACACGACGCGUAUCUUUCGCAUCUUAUACCUGUUCGUUCCCCAUGUAAUGAAAAGAUACAUCUCGUUUGCAUUUACGAAAUUCAACCUUUUCCACGUCCAUAUAAAGUUCAAUUUGAAACUAUCGAAGUUUUUAACGAAGCAUAGAUUUGCUUCGUGAAAAUAUUUAUUUAUUUGAAGACUACAUGGCCUGAGUGUGGGGAAGGUUGGAUAGCUGAUGAGUGUACAUUAAAGUAAAACAAUUUGAUGGUUAUACAUUAUUUAUAUAUGUUCACUCGAGUAGUGUAUUAAUAAUGUUUAUAAUAUACGAUGUUUGUAACUUGAGACUUGUUACUCGGACUAGAUGUAGUUUUGUAAACUGAACUAAAACAUAACAUAACAUUUGUCUUUUCUAAGUAACGGAUAUAUGAAUCGUAAUUUUAAGCGUUUGAUUUUUGUAAAUGAUUUGUUUUAGAAUCGUUAUUUGUAUAAUGAGUGGAUACUUCCCAAAAUAUAAAUGAUUUCGAUUUAAUAUAUUAAACCGUAUUUGAUGUGAAUUAAAUUCUUGAGUAAGUAUUUAAAUAGCGUUUGUGUUGUUGUAGGUGACGACAUUCCUGAUCUAACUUGGCGUCGCAUCGCACUGAUGCGCGAAUAACUUUUACACUAAUACGAACACUCGGUUUUUAGUAAGAAAACUAUCGAAAUCUUUUAAACUCUAUCUUAAUCUAUAUUUUUAACUCUCAUUCAUUUAAAUUAGACAACAUGCUAUGUACGAGCUUCCUAUACCUACUCCUACCUAUCGUAUUGUAUACGGUAUAUAUAUUUUCAGACACUCAAAAUGACCCUCGUUAAUACGAAUACGUUGUACCCCGGUUGGUCACUCCAGUCGCAGUUACAUAUUGACACGAUUGAAAAAGUGAUUUCCUUAGACAACAUAACGGUACGAUCAGGAAUGUUCCUUGCAAUACUCAUAGCAACAACCAAUACUCGCAGUCCGGGGAAUAGUCUCCGGAUUGCAUUCGAAACUGUCGGACCGUUGCCAUUUAAAUAGUAGAACUCGGUUGGUAGAGAAUUGUGUGCUAAUUUAUAAUGAACUUUUAAUAUAUAUCGAGUGCCUUCCCGCUCGCCGGCGCGUGCGUCGAACACUCGCAGUCACAUUGCUCUUGAUCACUGAUGGUUUUACGCGAAACGUAUCAAACAAUUGUACACUGUUUGGGUGAUGUUUGGGUGCUGUAUCUCACGUCUUCGUUCAUUUGACUUAUCUGAUAAACAAAUGAUUUCUUGCUAAAUUUUGUUCAGUGAAGAUGCUUGAUUUAUGUCGUCACAUGUUAACUCGUACGUCAUCGUCGGUUACAAAAAAUGUUAAUUUUGUAAGAUAUGAAUUUUCGAACAUUUCGUAUAUGAGAUUCUGUAAGUAAAUUUUUAGCAACCGGAAAGUUGCUGUAUGAAGUCGAAAAGAUAUAUUUUCAAAUAUUUCCAACGCGACAGAAUCUAUUCUCGAAGCUCGGACGAACAAGGAUUUAUCUCGUUUUGAACAAACAAAUGCAUGUCUCGAGGUUUGCAAAAAAGCCGGCAACCCAAUGAUGGACUUUCCGAUGGAUUAUUAGAUUCGAUUUAAAAUUCGCAUGAUUUUGUAUAUACAUAUAUAUUGGCGCUUGUCACAUUUCCGAAGCGGGGGUAAAAUCAAAGUUAUCAAAUUGAUGGUUAUCGUGAUUGUUAGUUGUACGACAAGUGCCGACGUGUUAAGACUUAUAUACCAAAACACAAAUAAUCACUAGAUACUUUAACUGUAAGCUCCUCCACACGGUCCGAUGGUUCACGUAGAUAUUUCGUAUUUCACUAUGAUCAAUAAUAAUACAUUACAGAGUAAUGGCACCGACACACCUAUGCUAACGAGCGAAGCGAAAGACACCAAAGAAAAUGUAAUAUGUCUGUCGCACUUUCGAGCGAUCAAUCAAAUAGUUUCCUUUGUAAAGGAACGUUCGAUAGGUUCCGAGACGGAGGAGUGACUUUUCCAUAUUCUUGUUAUGUUAUAAAAAUCGCUAGGAAUUUGUUCCACGGUGAUUAAUAUCGGAAGCACGUCGUCCAUUCCCGAAGAUACAAUGAAGGGAUCGAUGUAGGUUUGCCCUUUCGCUCCGCUCGCCGUGUUUCUUGUCUUUUAUAAUCUAAUCACGUAUGUAAUUUUAGUAUGGGUGUACGCUAAUUGUAAACUAUAUCAAUGAGCAUGUGAACUAAUGAAUGUUAAUUGUUUUGAUUUUAUUGUAUCAUUAUGUUUUAAAGACGUGUAAAUAUUAUUUUAGACUUAAAAUAAAAUAAUUGAUCACUGUA